This is a messenger RNA of Syzygium oleosum, 1178 nucleotides long. RefSeq lists its product as uncharacterized. The transcript is spliced from 9 exons. The coding region runs from base 92 to 862 and encodes 256 amino acids. Lineage: Eukaryota; Viridiplantae; Streptophyta; Magnoliopsida; Myrtales; Myrtaceae. The record is from RefSeq and is a predicted model, not a curated record.
CUCUGUUCUGGACUUCCACAACCAUUAGAGGCCAUUAACAUUCUCUCUCUCUCUCUCUCUCCCUGUGUUGGGUCUCUGAUUCUGUCUGUUCAUGUCCCUGGCAAGCGAAGCUUCGUCGGUGCAAGAACGACAGACUAAGCAAAUGGCGGGUUCGGCGGCCGUGACGGGUCUGAAAGCUGUCUUCCUGGUGUUGGGUUGCUUCAUGGUGGCCACUCUCGUCUACACCAUUGCCGUCGAUGGCCUCCCCUUCCGCUCUGACCUCCUCACUCCGUGGAUGGCAGCAACCUUGGUUGACUACUAUAUCAACGUUGUUCCGCUCGCAGCUUGGGUUUGGUACAAGGAAUCAAACUUUUUUAGUGCUUUACUUUGGACAGUGCUUCUUAUCUGCCUGGGCAGUGUCACAAUGUGCUUCUACAUUCUUUUGCAAUUUCUCAAGCUCUCACCUCAAGAAUCUUCACAAGAUCCCAUCUACCAUGUUCUGUUGCGGUAUUCUAGCAAGGAUGGCGUGGAACAGAAUAAACAGCAUUUUCCUGUUAUAACUGCUAGAAUCACUUUCAUUGUUUUGGGUUGUUUGAUGCUGGUGACUCUUGUCUACACUAUCUUCACUGAUGGUAGUCCUUUCCGGAAAGAACUUUUAGUACCGUGGAUGACAGCGAUGCUGAUUGACUUCUACAUCAACGUUGUUGCUCUUUCUGUUUGGGUUGCUUAUAAGGAAUCAAGUUGGCUUAGUGCAUUUGUGUGGAUCCUUCUCUUGAUAUGCUUUGGCAGUAUUAGUACAUGUGCCUACAUAGUACGAGGACUCUUCCAGCUUUCCUCCCAGGAUCCGCUGUACCUCAUCCUGUUUAACAACGGUAAUAGGUGAUUCCAUUGGUAACGCUAGGGCAGAAAACAGGUAUGAGAGAACUUCAGCAUGAAAAGGUGCAAGAAUGAGUGACGAGUGAAGUACUUGUGGAAUUCAUGUUGAAGACAGUUGGCCACGGGCAGAGCCAAAAGCUUCCAUUUCUUACUGAAAAGUUUUUAUGCUGUAUCAUUCUACAGCAUUCGCGUAGUGAUGAUUCAUUUUAAAAACACCAAUGGUGUAAAUAUUCUUUUACAAAAGCAUCUUUGAACGGAAACGUCUACUACUAAUGGAUUGAAUGUGGUUGCCAACAAAUAACGAGUGUUUGUCAUUGCUUAAA